CACCGCACAGAGCGGCAGAGGAGAGAAGAGAGAGGGAAGCAGCAGAAAGAGAAGAGGACGUGGAGAGGAUGCAAUGAGCCUCCCACUAUAGUCGCAGUCCACCGGCGGACUGCAGGACUACAAACUGAAGGAUUCCAAAUUCUCACAUCCCUCCCUCUUUCUCCUCUCCUAUUCUUUUAGAGGCAGACUUAUAUUCAUCUUUUUUUUGCUGAGUUUUUAUCCAAGAGGACUUCCAUCUGUCGGGUGCACACUGAAGACACGGGUUCAGCACCAGGAGCUGUCCGGUGCUGAACUUGCUUUCGGAAGGAGCCAGCAGAGGAAUUUCCCCACAGUCUUCCAAAUCUCCAAGCAAAGGUCACGCUGGACAGGCUGGACCGCUGUGUUUGGGUGUGUGCGGACUUGUGUGUCUGAGCGUGUGUGUGUUUUGCACAACCAUGCCGAGGUCUUUCCUGGUGAAAAAGGUGAAACUGGAUGAUUUCUCCACCGGGUCUGAUUUGGAGCACGCAUACCGGCCCAGGACAGCGCUCAGUUUGCGGCUCCAUGACAAAGGUUACAUCAGCGACUACAUCAGCCCGUCUGUGUACGAUGGCGAGAGUGACGGCGGGAUCAAGGUGCCCUCCCCGGACCCCCUCUACGAUGGCAUCCACAGUGACUACGGUGCCCCGGAUUCGGAGUCCCCGGACAGCCCGGGCUCGGAACUCACCGACGGCUACAUCAACGGCGACGCCGCCGUCAGCGAAGGCUACACAGUGGACGCCUUCUUCAUCACAGACGGCCGCUCGAGGAGGAAAGCCAUGGGCAGCCCUCGCAGCAUCCAGAGGCAUACGUGCAACGAGUGCGGCAAGACCUACGCCACCUCGUCCAACUUGAGCCGGCACAAACAGACGCACCGCUCGCUGGACAGCAAGCUGGCCAAAAAAUGCCCCACCUGCGGCAAAGUGUACGUGUCCAUGCCCGCCAUGGCCAUGCACCUGCUCACGCACGACCUCAAACACAAGUGCGACGUGUGCGGCAAAGCGUUCAGCCGGCCGUGGCUCCUGCAGGGCCACAUGCGCUCCCAUACGGGCGAGAAGCCCUUCGGGUGUGCCCAGUGCGGGAAGGCCUUCGCAGACCGCUCGAACCUGCGCGCUCACAUGCAGACCCACUCCACCUUCAAACACUUCAAGUGCAAACGCUGCGACAAGACCUUCGCGCUCAAGAGUUACCUGAACAAGCACUACGAGUCGGCCUGCUUCAAAGGCCCCUUCUCCCCUCUCGGGCCACAUGAUGCAUGACCCCGCCCACUUCCCUCCCUCCCUUGCAAACACAAACUAAUCCACUCCUGCAAACUGUUUUUCUUCAGACCUCUCUCUCUCUCUCUCUCUCUCUCUCGCUCUUCCACGCUCACAUUGUGCACCUCGCUUUCCCCUGGAGCCAAUUAACGCUGAUGAAGAUAGCACAAUUUUUCCCACCUUGACAUCAAGGACUGGACUGUUUUACGCAUGCACUUCCAGACAAAAACAAACUGUUCACCUCUUCUUUCUGCUCUGUACAGAGGCAAUAGUAAUACCACUGAUAGGAAUAUAGCUUCUAUCUAUACAUGGAUUAUGAUGAUGAGGAUGACACGGAGCUAACGGCUGGCUUCCUCUCUGCACUAUGACGCUUACAACCACUUUUUUUUGGAGGAAUAAUAGUAAUAAUUAUAGUAAUGAUGAUAAUAAUGCACCAAGUGACCAUAUUCUCUCCACUACUGAGGAAAAACAUAUUUAUUAUUAUUUAUUUAUCUAUUUAUUUAUUAUGAAUGUGUUUUUUAUUUUGUAUUUGUGUAUUUUUUUAUUCACAACAGGCCAAAGCAUAUGCCACUUUUUUGUGCUAUUUUUUCUGUUGUUUUUUUUCUCCACAAAUUGCAUGCAAAAACACACAAAAAAACUAUGCCAACAUAUUAGAGGUUUUUUUUUUUUUUCUUUGCCAAAAUUCUACACAUAGAACCGAGGGGCAAUAUUUUUCUCUUGGCGCCUCUGUAGGACUUUUUUCGAAGCAAUAAUCACACUAAUGCAUGGUAUUUUACGAAGUAUUACCUACUACUGUAUAGCAGUUUGAAAAAUCAGGUAUGUUUUACUUCACCUAUAGUCAAUGAAACAGAAAAAGGCAAAUAUUACAGACAUCAGGGAUAAUGCCAAUGUAGUGUUAGCGAAAGAAAAAAAAAAAAGAAAAGAAAAACGUAUUUUCCUCUGGUGUUAUGCACUGCCUGCCUCUUAGUGAGUAGAACUAAUGUAGGGUUUUAGGGAAGAGAGCUGGGAUCGGCCGCAUAAAAAACACAAUCCUAAAUAUAAAAGUAAAAAAAAAAAAAGAAAUAAAAAAAACACCCCUGCGGUGAUCUGCAGGUGCAUGAAUCUGAAGUGAAGGUUCAGCAAGUUGGAUGUUGCACUGUGGUCAAGUUGAAAUGCAAUGCAUUAUUCAACCGCACUUCCUUUUAAACCAUAAAGCGUGCAUUCUUAGACCGCGGAGAAAAAGCCUGCACUUAUAUAGCUGGAUGGUCUUGCACCUUCACGGUCACACUUCUUUAACAUCAGUCAGAGCCAUACAUUCCCAGUGAUUCAGUAGAUGAUGCUAUAGAGAACAAUGCACAUGGCUGACUGCAGUGCGGCUGAGGCCAGCUCUCUAACCCCCACCAAAAAAACAACAACAUCCAAUGCAGAUUCCUGGAGCUUCCCUGGAGAAACACGGAGAACAUACGCACGAAAAAAAAAAAAAAAGAUUGCCGUUACGUAAGCUUGCAUAGCCACACACUCCGAGAACAUCUGUCCGAUUAAACGCCUCACAUCCCUUUUCCAACAAUUGGAGAAUAAUAGGUUUGAUAUGAACAAGAGAUUCUCUCACAAAGAACAUGUGAUAAUUGCAGCACUUCCUCAGGCGUGUUUAACCUUUAUUUCAUCCGAGAUGAAGAGUUUAGGAUUCAAUUGGUGAUUCAGCUUUCUUUCAGAACGUUUUUUUAGGGGUUCUAAGGACAAAAGCAAUGAUGGCCUACUUUCACCUUCAUCUCAGACAUAAAGUAACACAAACACAUCUGAGAAGGUUGUGAAGAGUGUCCGCCCUGAGAUCGGUAGGUUGUGAGUUCAAACCCCGGCCGAGUCAUACCAAAGACUAUAAAAAUGGGACCCAUUACCUCCCUGCUUGGCACUCAGCAUCAAGGGUUGGAAUUGGGGGUUAAAUCACCAAAAUGAUUCCCGGGCGCGGCCACCACUGCUGCUCACUGCUCCCCUCACCUCCCAGGGGGUGAUCAAGGGUGAUGGGUCAAAUGCAGAGAAUAAUCUCGCCACACCUAGUGUGUGUGUGACAAUCAUUGGUACUUUAACUUUUAACUUUAAGGCGGCAGUUUUGUACGGAUGUGUUAUGUUGCCCAUCUGAUCUUGAGCCUUUGAAAAAUGAGCCUCAAAUGCACUGCAAAUUUUUUAUCCAGGACUUUAAAAAAUAUUAAAUAUGUAUAUACAAACCCCGUUUCCAUAUGAGUUGGGGAAUUGUGUUAGAUGUAAAUAUAAAUGGAAUACAAUGAUUUGCAAAUCAUUUUCAACCCAAAUUCAGUUGAAUAUGCUACAAAGACAACAUAUUUGAUGUUCAAACUGAUAAUUUUUUUUUUUUGCAAAUAAUCAUUAACUUUAGAAUUUGAUGCCAGCAACACGUGACAAAGAAGUUGGGAAAGGUGGCAAUAAAUACUGAUUAAGUUGAGGAAUGCUCAUCAAACACUUAUUUGGAACAUCCCACAGGUGAACUGGCUAAUUGGGAACAGGUGGGUGCCAUGAUUGGGUAUAAAAGUAGAUUCCAUGAAAUGCUCAGUCAUUCACAAACAAGGAUGGGGCGAGGGUCACCAUUUUGUCAACAAAUGCGUGAACAAAUUGUUGAACGGUUUAUGAAAAACCUUUCUCAACCAGCUAUUGCAAGGAAUUUAGGGAUUUCACUAUCUACGGUCCGUAAUAUCAUCAAAGGGUUCAGAGAAUCUGGAGAAAUCACUGCACGUAAGCAGCUAAGCCCGUGACCUUCGAUCCUUCAGGCUGUACUGCAUCAACAAGCGACAUCAGUGUGUAAAGGAUAUCACCACAUGGGCUCAGGAACACUUCAGAAACCCACUGUCAGUAACUACAGUUGAUCGCUACAUCUGUAAGUGCAAGUUAAAACUCUCCUAUGCAAGGCGAAAACCGUUUAUCAACAACACCCAGAAACGCCGUCGGCUUCGCUGGGCCUGAGCUCAUCUAAGAUGGACUGAUACAAAGUGGAAAAGUGUUCUGUGGUCUGACGAGUCCACAUUUCAAAUUGUUUUUGGAAACUGUGGACGUCGUGUCCUCCGGACCAAAGAGGAAAAGAUUCAUCCGGAUUGUUAUAGGCGCAAAGUUGAAAAGCCAGCAUCUGUGAUUGUAUGGGGGUGUAUUAGUGCCCAAGACAUGGGUAACUUACACAUCUGUGAAGGCGCCAUUAAUGCUGAAAGGUACAUACAGGUUUUGGAGCAACAAAUGUUGCCAUCCAAGCGAUGUUACCAUGGGCGCCCCUGCUUAUUUCAGCAGGACAAUGCCAAGCCACGUGUUACAUCAACGUGGCUUCAUAGUAAACGAGUGCGGGUACUAGACUGGUCCGCCUCUAGUCCAUACCUGUCUCCCAUUGAAAAUGUGUGGCGCAUUAUGAAGCCUAAAAUACCACAACGGAGACCCCCGGACUGUUGAACAACUUAAGCUGUACAUCAACCAAGAAUAGGAAAUAAUUCCACCUGAGAAGCUUAAAAACGUUUAUGAGUUUGAACAUCAAAUAUCUUGUCUUUGUAGUGCAUUCAACUGAAUAUGGGUUGAAAAGGAUUUGCAAAUCAUUGUAUUCCGUUUAUAUUUACAUCUAACACAAUUUCCCAACUCAUAUGGAAACGGGGUAAGUAUAUACAGUCGCGAUCAAUAGUUUACAUACACUUGUAAAGGAGAUAAUGUCAUGGCUGUUUUCAGUUUGUAAUAAUUUCUACAGCUCUUAUUUUUUGUGAUACAGAGUGAUUGGAGCACAUACUUCUUUCUUUUUGGGGACGGCGUGGUGAAGUUGGGAGAGUGGCCGUGCCAGCAAUCUGAGGGUUACUGGUUCAAUCCCCACCUUCUCUCAUUCUAGUCACGUCCGUUAUGUCCUUAAGCAAGACACUUCACCCUUGCUCCUGAUAGGUCCUGGUUAGCGCCUUGCAUGGCAGCUCCCGCCAUCAGUGUGUGAAUGUGUGUGUGUGAAUGGGUGAAUGUGGAAAUAGAGUCAAAGCGCUUUGAGUUCCUUAAAAUAGUAGAAAAGCGCUACACAAGUAUAACCAUUUGACAUUUUUAUCACAAAAAACAUUUAUGAAGUUUUUUUUUAUUAAUGAAUUUAUUAUGGAAAAUGUUACCAAAUCUGCUGGGUCAAAAGUAUACAUACAGCAAUGUUAAUAUUUGGUUAAAUGUCCCUUGGCAAGUUUCACUGCAAUAAGGCACUUGUUGUAGCCAUCCACAAGCUUCUGGUUGAAUUUUUGACCACUCCUCUUGACAAAAUUGGUGCAGUUCAGCUUAAUGUGUUGGUUUUCUGACAUGGACUUGUUUCUUCAGCAUUGUCCACACGUUUAAGUCAGGACUUUGGGAAGACCAUUCUAAAACCUUAAUUCUAGCCUGAUUUAGCCAUUCCUUUACCACUUUUGACUUGUGUUUGGGGGUCAUUGUCCUGUUGGAACACCCAACUGCGCCCAAGAUCCAACCUCCGGGCUGAUGAUUUUAGGUUGUCCUGAAGAAUUUGGAGGUAAUCCUCCUUUUUCAUUGUCCCAUUUCCUCUCUGUAAAGCACCAGUUCCAUUGGCAGCAAAACAGGCCUAGAGCAUAAUACUACCACCACCAUGCUUGAUGGUAGAUAUGGUGUUCCUGGGAUUAAAGGCCUCACCUUUUCUCCUCCAAACAUUUUUGCUGGGUAUUGUGGCCAAACAGCUACAUUUUUGUUUCAUCUGACAUCACAUGGACAAAGAUAAGACCUUCUGGAGGAAAGUUCUGUGAUAUGAUGAAACAAAAAAUAAAAACACUUUUAAUCAAUUAACUUUCAUGUUGAAGCUGCAAUUUUACAUGCGUUGGAUUCAAACACCUGCACACACCAGUGCUCUCCAGGCAAGCUCCACAUCUUUCGCUCUCUAAGCACUUCCAUUCUAAUCAUCGCCACCCUAAAAAGAAAGUAGCACAAUGAAACAAACUAGUAAUUCAGGUAGAGAAGUAAAAUUGAAAACUUGUACUCGCUUAACCUCUCUUCAUUUUUUCCCCCUUUUUUUUGUAUUUCCAAGCUGAAGGGCAACUAAAAUAAUCAUUUAUUGGAUGAGGGUUUGUUAAAAAAAGAAAAAAAAAAAAAAAAAAAAAAGAAUGAUAAUAAAAAAGGAUUGAGGCGUUUUUACUGCUGUACAGUGAUAUCCGACACACUUUAUCUCAGGAGAUCUAGAAGGAUCUCCUGGGUCUUUUGAGCCAGUAUUUAGACAAUGUAAGCACAAUGAACACAAAGCAUUUUGUGGCACUUCAUAAUAAAGAACUAUCUUAACCAA
Messenger RNA from Nerophis lumbriciformis (worm pipefish), 6531 nucleotides. Its product is annotated as transcriptional repressor scratch 1-like. Lineage: Eukaryota; Metazoa; Chordata; Actinopteri; Syngnathiformes; Syngnathidae. Gene Ontology annotation, molecular function: DNA-binding transcription factor activity, RNA polymerase II-specific; RNA polymerase II cis-regulatory region sequence-specific DNA binding. Gene Ontology annotation, biological process: regulation of DNA-templated transcription. The record is from RefSeq and is a predicted model, not a curated record.